Molecule: messenger RNA, 261 nt
Organism: Dovyalis caffra
Lineage: Eukaryota; Viridiplantae; Streptophyta; Magnoliopsida; Malpighiales; Salicaceae
Source: the annotation of a GenBank genome assembly
AUGUGUCUUGUUUCUACCCAAACCCCAAAGGAACUAUCAACAGAGGUGGCGGUCUGGUUGUUUGGAGUUUGCGUGAGGCCAAGAGAGGGAAGUGUGGGGUGGCUGACUGGCUGUGACGCUACGCUCUUCAUGCCUGUGUCUGGUGUUUUGACUUUGGAGAUUGAAAAGCCUGAGGACUGGGGAGUAAGGGCUGAGAAUCUGAGAUUGAGAUUGCCAGAUUGGGGAAUGGGGAACAGGGGAAGCCAAAGUUUGAGAAACUAG